Podospora bellae-mahoneyi is the source of this 5813-nucleotide messenger RNA. RefSeq lists its product as uncharacterized. The coding region runs from base 5766 to 5813 and encodes 15 amino acids. The transcript has 4 exons. The record is from RefSeq and is a predicted model, not a curated record. Lineage: Eukaryota; Fungi; Ascomycota; Sordariomycetes; Sordariales; Podosporaceae.
AGAGGCUCCAUGGAGCUCUCUGGCCCAGCACAAGAUUCCCGAAUUGUCCGGGUGUGGCACAGCUAUCACCGGCAACGUCCAACUGCGUAUUCGGUGGCCCGGGAGAAGGAGCGAGCUUCCCCGGAACAAUAAGAUGCCCACUCAGUAAAAUGCUGACUGAUCGAUCAAUCACUCGCAGCAAGUCCGAGGCAAAACGUGGAACGGCGAAAGUUGGCUCCAUUUCCGGACGUCAUGUCCAACGGCUGCUAGAAUAUCUUACAUUACGGUGGCAUCGUUACAGAGGUGAGGGUCUAUCACGGUGACAGUCCUACGGAGUACCUGCUGUUUAAAGUUUCAAAGACUUGAGAAAGAGCCGAAAUCGACGGCCAGGUGGCAAGUGGCAGAUGGCAGGCGGUACCUGCGUGGGACGCUGAGCCCUAAAGUUCUCAGGUCGGUUGUGUGACAAGAAUCGAGGUGGUUCUUUGGGUGGGUGUAACGUUGUCUUACACGCCAUUGGCUGGAAGAGGAGCAACCUGCUGCACAGGCCACAUCUGCUUCACCUGAAGUGGGGGGUCCAGAAUCGCUCUUGCUUCACCAUCAGAACCCAGAACCCUCUUCGCGGUAUUUUCUGCCAGGUGCUUCGUAAUGGUCCUUCCCUUUCGAGCCCAUUCCUCACCGCUCCAUAUCACGACAAUGUGACCGGGAAAAGAGGCCUGGCAAAUUGGUCGAUAAACAGGAAUCCACAUGCAGCUUCCCACGUCCUCCUGCAGAUCGGCCGCCGUUGACGACCCUCACCUUCACUCAUCCUCCCAUCCGCAGCCCCGUCAUGGAUGAUGCCUUGUUUUCAAGAUCGCCUCGAGAUCAUCUUCUAGGCUCAUGCCUUUGGCCCGGAACGAUGCGAGCAUGAACAAUGCCAGCAGCCGAACUCGUCAUCUCAGAAACACGGCCGGCUCUGCCCUCCCGGCACUUGGUUUCCUAACACCAGGAACGCUCACGGUCUUGGCUAGACCCGCCGUACUCGGGCUUCCGGGAGAGGAGCCGAUCCCGCAUCGCACUUUGUUUCCAGGGCCAAGAUUUACCGUCUUGCCCGCUUUCGUCACUUCAGGGGGGGUUAUCACACGCUCUCUCCUUCUCACCCCUCCAUGACGGGUCUGGCGGUCAGUCUGUGAUGACUGAACUGAUGAGGGGCAUUCACACCCUCCAACGGCCGGAGAAUCAAACGCAGAUCCAACCAACCAGCAAAAACCGGGAUCGAAACUGACCUAAGUUCUGCUUUCUCAGUGCCCUUUUGGCUGUCAACGGUAUACUGCUCCUACGCCGGAUCUAUUUCCAUCACAGGCGACGAUACCAAUAGCGGAUACUGAGAGGUCAAUGCGGAUGUAGUAUUCAGAGACACACACGCUCACACGCUCGUCAAUAAUGGUCGUCUUUUGCAUCCCAUUCAGUCAUCCACCAAACUCACCCACAACACCAUGCCUAUCGGAGAAUAGCGUAUGCGCACUCAACUUCUGCAAAACCGUGCGGUGCAGGGCCAAGAAAACCUAGCUCUGGCAUCCGUCUCCCCUGCAGCGGUUCGUGGCGAACGGGCUUGGUCUCCUCGCUCUCGCAUAUCGGCAAGGCACAUAUCACCACCAAAGAAGUUCCGACUCGAGUCGAAGGGAUUCCUCUACGUUCGUGAUGGCUGCUGCGGCUUGUUCGUGAAUGGUACCCUCGCUGCGUCCGCCACCCAGUCUGAUCACGGUCUCAGACAGCACAAGUCAUUGCCGCUCAAUAUCGAGACAUGAGAGAGUGUUGCGCUGCCGUGAUGAGAGUGGUUGUCGAACCAAGGUUGUUGCACUAUCGAGUGCCAACUUGGGCCUGCAACAGCUUCACUCACCGCUCUCGUAUCUUCGGCGCCACCAGGUUGCAGUCUAUCUAUCUAGGCUUGCGGCUUUCUAGAGAUCCCAAUGCACAGGAGACAUCCGGCCAUUUGAUUUUGAGGUUAUCAUGAGCAUCGGCCAGCUGCAUUGGGCAAAGAUGAUAUUGGCUCGAAAUGUGAGUUUACUGCCAUGAUGUGGAAUGCAGCUGGCCGCCAUCCGGGUUGCCGCAUGGCAUCCGUCUCAAUGGUAUUUCUAUGGUCAUUUUAAGGUUAUCUGUUCCUCUAGCCCCAUGUUGUGGAACAAAUGAAGACCAGACUGGCUUUCGUGGUCUCCCUUUCAAGGCAGUUGCAGCCACCGGCUACCGAUCCUUGUCUCCAAUUCCCCUUCGGAAGGCAUACUCAGCUCACAGUGAGGGCCAAGGGAUUGUUGUACAAAACCUCAGCAAAAACACGUUGGUCUCGUAACCCAGGUGAGACAUGGUGUCUGGCAGACGGAAGCAUUACAUGAUCAAAUAGGAUCAAAGACCAGGACUCGGUUCCUCCUCCUGCCAAAGUCCUGUACAGCAUGGUUGUGGGUAUGUUCACUUCGUGAUGCUCUUCAGCAGUCAACUGACUGUUGUCCAGAUACCAUGGGAAGAACAAAUGCCCCGCGGCUGGCAAAAGGAGUACCCUCCGACGAGGCCGUCCAGGGUGGCAAUAUUGAACACUCGUUGCAAACAUCAUGGGUCGUUCCUACCGAAUGCCUCGGGUGGGAGCAAGCGCGUUUCUGGUGGCUGCCCUUGAGCAACUCCAACGUGCAAAUCUUUUGCUCAGCCACCGCUAUCUGCCAGAGAAUUAUGGGGCGAUGGCCUUGUCGAAAACAUUGCGCUGUCGACUCAGGAGGCCAUCGACUUGUCGGAUCAGGGGGGUUGCCCGUUCGGACCAGACCGAUGAUUUGUCCAAGAGCUGGAUGCCUUCACCAAUUGCUAAGAGAAACACACCCCCAACUGUGAGAUGUUGAUCACCCGAUCCAGUAGGGAUAGUAUGGUAGGCUGCUGCUUUUCGGGAGAAGAACCGGCUUAUGGAUUCCACAACGGUGGUUCCGAAGACUGGACAUCGCUCUACGAUCAAGGCAUCUGUAGAAUCCACUUGAAGAAACGAUGACCUCGUGUCGAUUCCGAUUACCGAGAGCGGAGAUGAGCUAUCGCAAUGGUCAGUCUUCUCUGGAGCCUGGUGGAUUUGGGGCUGAAUGCUCAACCUCACCAAGGCGCUCCACCACAAUGGUUGAGGCGAGCGCCGCCGGUGGGAUUUUAAAGGAGACCAUCUAGGAUUCCCCAGACUGGAUGGCACAGACAUUACCACAAUGGCCACCAAUUCCCGGACUGGUUUAAUCACGAAGAGCUUUAUCUUACGAGCAGGACAUCAAAAUGACCUCAGUUCAGCUCGGCAGACACCAGGAAAAACGUAGGGAACUUCCGGAAGCCGAAACCUCCGAAUCGCAAUUUCACGAACCAACAGUCUCAUUGGAGCCUGGGCUGGACAAGUAGCUCACCGCUCCCUCGGGAUUCGAUCGACAUGAAUUCAACCUGGCGUGGCUAGCUGUGAUGACGGCCUCGCACGUGGCCAAGUCUUGGAACACCGGGAACUUUGAUCUCCUUUGCCAGGGCAUUGACGCCAGGAAUGUGUGUGGAAAUGGCGGCAUUCCAGUUGACUACUUGAUUGUGUCAUCUCUGCUUUGUAGGAGAUUCGAAACACGCAGUGGACAGAAUCCCUUUGGGUGUAAAGCCCUCAGAUUUGAAACACUUCUUCAUCCAGAUUGACACUAGUGUGGCAUAGAACCUGAUGCUUUUGGGAAGAUGUUAACCGACCUGAGACAUGCAGGUAAAGCCCAAGGCUAGACUGGGAUUCUUCAACAUGUUCCAACGUGCCGAAGCCAGUCAGGCCACCACCCGCCCGCCAUCCAUCUCCAUCCUUGACGACCGGUGAGAUAGUGGCUUCCAUCCAGCUGGAGUUCUACGAAACAGCGGCGUUCCCGCCCCUCCAGCAUGCAUGGCACGAAGAGGAAUUUCUGUCGAAUGGCAAGGACGGACGACAUAUGAAUAGCUUUCACUCAUUCUCCGAUUCGUACCAAGAAUCGUAUGCUCGUCAACGAUAAGAAGACCUUUCGGCGCGGAAGAUGUCUCUGGUAGGGGCAAAGUCUCGUUGUGCUCGCCAACCCCGCAUGAUCUGCACGUGGCCCGGGUGGUAUUCCGGCACCAGAAGCUCGGGUUUAGCUACCCCUUCUCUCCAACCCAACAGGGGUAUGGCCGGGAGUCAAAAGCCCGGAUUGGCCGAGAUCCUCCUUCAUCAGCUCUGCCAGUCGUGAGGCUUUAGAGUCGGUCAAUUGAUGAAAGUCCAGGAUGAGGGCUUCUUCACAACAAUUCCAUCAAGCAACAGAAACUAGGGUGUGUCCCUGCUCCAUGUCAGCACCAAGCAAAGCGUUAGCCAACAAUUCCAAUAGCGUAGGGAAGCGAUCUUCGCUCUGGUGAGCAGCCCGUAAACCUCAUCAAAAGACAUCAUGCGAGCUGAAGUCUUCCCAUCGUCAAGGAUUGCUCCGACCUUGGACAUUAUGCAUUGUCCUACACCCACCAUCAUGUUUCCUUUGCAACGCAAAGAUAUCGUGAACUGUGGAUGGAGGGGGUCAUCAGCAAUCGUGAUGCUCUUUGACUUUGAUGCUUGUUGCUUUUUUUUCAACGGGCCGGCCCCUCACUCGCUCGGUCGCUGCAAGUCAGUCCUCCUCAAUGGCAACCUCCACUGUCACUGCAACCGUCGCUUGCGUUCCCAGUUUGUCCGGAUUGGGCAGAGUUUUCAGAGCUUUGCAUUCACGAAAGAGAAACUGGCACUAUGGUCACCACCCUACCAGCCAGCCUGGAGCCGUUUGUCUUGGACGAUGGUUGCUAUCACAACACCACCACCUACAUUACAGGGUGUGAGAGGAUCACCACUUCUUCAGCAAGCAAAAGCGGGGGCUCCCCUUCACCCUUCUCCAACAGGGAUCGGGGGUAGAAAGAUUCAGGCCAAGCUGCUGAGGGGUUAGGGUCCCUUUCUCGAUUUCGACGGUCCAUGGAAGGCCAAACGGGCCAAUGAUGGAGACGAGCUGCUCGGCCUUUUUAGCCUGUCGGGCUAGUGCGACGCUGGGGAACCAGGAACCCUGGACCACGCUAUUUUCUCGGCGCUGUCAAACUCAGAUGCCAAGCCUUGUCUGUGCUCUGGCUGCUGCCAACCAUGUGGAGCGGACGGAUACGUACGUAACUGGAGUUAGAUUCUGAUGAUGCCUUCACGAGGGAAGAGUGGAGAGAUUAGCGGUUGUGGACGAAGGGGGACGGACACUGCUGGAUGACAGGAUGGGGGAUGACAUACAUGAUGAAGCAUUUCUACGACCCAAGAGGUUAUGGUAUUGUCAUCUACCACUUUCUAAGAAGGGCUCAGGUCUAUCAGGUCGAUAUAUGAGACCGAUGCUCAUCAAAACCGUUUGACCACGCCGCAGCAUUCCACAUAUACUCUAAGCUUAUCGGGCUAGUAGACGUUUUGACUUUUCUCAAAGAAAAUUGAUAUCUCGCACCCGGCUAACCCACGAGGCGUUGUCACCAGGGAAGGCCGAAAUGACACCGGCACGAACGCUACAAGUUUGUGGAUUUUUUUGGGGCUUGCUUGUUGGUUGAUUCUGCUUGUCCACUUUUGGGCGGAGCACCAGCGAGAGGAUUCGGAAAAGAAGAUUGAAGCAUGAAAGUUGGAGUGAAACUAAUGCCGCUAGCAAACGGUCUGGACGACGCCACUGUUCAAGCAGAUCCCUCUCCUUACUGUCAUCAAUCCACCUUUGCCUGCCAGCGAGGGAAGGGGGGGGUUGUAACAAUGAGGAUUUUCUCUCUGCAAGAGCAUUGACGUUUGAUUAUGCAAACACGGGCUGAAGAUGGAGUCUACAUUAGACAAGGGCAAAGACUGGAGCCAGAAACAGUAG